UGACAGUUCGACUUAACCUAAAAUAGUAGGUUGUCUCUGCUUGAAAUGUAUCAAAAAAACUAAAGUAAAAUCAAAAGAUGAUUUGAAAUUAUUGGAUACAUCUUAUACAUUCGAACGAAAAUGUUCAACUGAAUUCUCGAAGUUACUUUGAGACAUUUUUUAGGAUCUACACAAAAAAAUUCACACAAUGAUCUGAGCUUCAAGAGGAAGAACUGUUAUUAGACAAGAUGUUUUCCUUAACAAAUGGUAUGUUUUCUUUGAGUUCGGGUUUUGGCUAUAUAACUGAAAUGGAACAGAUAAUUAGUCAGCUAGAACGAGGUACUCUGGUCACAAAAUUUUCGUGGAGAAAAAAAGCUGAAAGAAAAACUUUAGCCAUAAGAAGAGAAACUCAACAACUUGUAUGGUCCAGAAUUACCAGUCCAACAAAACCUACCGAUGGGGCAAUUGACUUGAGAGAAAUCAAGGAGAUUCGUUUAGGAAAAUGUUCCAAAGAUUUUGAAAAAUGGCCAGAUGAUACGAAAAAGAUUGAAAACUUAAAGUGUUUUGUCAUAUUUUAUGGUUCUGAAUUCAAACUUAGAGUUUUGAGUAUAGUUGCUUUAUCUGAAAAAGAAUGUGAAUUAUGGAUAAAAGGACUACGAUACCUUGUGAAAGAUACUCUAACUGCUCCAUAUUCCAUAAGGGUACAAAGUUGGUUGAGAAGAGAAUUUUAUGCAAUGGAAAAUAUGAAGGAAACGGUGAAUCUGAAAGAUCUAAAGGCUUUUUUUCCAAGAAUAAAUUACAAAAUUUCCACGAACAAAUUAAGGGAGAUUUUCAAUGAAGUGGACACUAGGAAAAGAACAGAAAUAGGGUUUGAUGACUUUGCAGUGCUCUACCAAAAAGUUAUCUUAGACGAAAAGAAAUUGGACAUUUUAUUUGAUAAAAUCUUGAAUUACUCUCCUAAUUUGAAAACUGUCAGUUUGCAUGAUCUUGCCAAUUUUCUAGCUACGGAACAAUCUCAGCCAGUAAAUGAUGAAAGAACUCUUUCAAAAUUCAUGAGUGAUUUCCUCAAGGAUCCACAGAGAGAUGUACAAGAUCCAUAUUUUACGGUACCGGAAUUUAUGGAUUAUUUAUUCUCCAAACAAAAUGAUGUUUGGAAUCCUCUCAGAGAAAAUGUUUACCAAGAUAUGUCCAAACCUUUAUCACAUUAUUGGAUAUCAUCAUCACACAAUACGUAUUUAACUGGAGAUCAGUUUUCAAGCGAGUCAUCUGUGGAAGCUUAUGUAAGAUGCCUUAGGAUGGGGUGUAGAUGCAUUGAACUUGAUUGUUGGGAUGGUCCAGAUGGCAUGCCUUUUAUUUAUCACGGACAUACUUUGACGACGAAAAUUAAAUUCAUAGAUGUUAUAAAAACUAUAAAAGAACAUGCUUUUUCUACUUCUGAAUAUCCAGUUAUAUUGUCAAUUGAAGAUAACUGUUCCCUUCCUCAGCAAAGAAAAAUGGCAUCUUCAAUGCAGGAAGUUUUUGGAGAGAUGUUAGUUGUUCAGCCUGUUGAUAAAAAUGAGAAGCAAUUACCGAGUCCUUAUCAAUUGAGAAGAAAAAUAAUAUUAAAACAUAAAAAACUACCAGAGGGACAAGAAGAAGCUGCUGUUCUGAUAAGAAAUGAUGGGAAUGAGCUAGACCUUAGGAAUUCUGUUAAAAAUGGUAUUAUGUACAUUGAAGAUCCAGUAGAUAAGGAGUGGAAUCCCCACUUUUUUGUCCUCACCAACAGUCAACUCUUUUAUACCGACAGUUACAGAUUGGAUCAAGAAUCUGAAAGGUCUGAAGAUGAAGAAGACAGUUCUUCAUCAUCUUCCUUCCAACGUACAAAAUCUGAAAUUCCAAAUGAAGAACUACAUUUUAGUGAAAAAUGGUUUCAUGGGAAACUUAAGGAUGGUAGGGAUGAAGCAGAAAGGCUUCUUAAAACCUAUUCUUAUUUGGGCGAUGGAACAUUCCUUGUUAGAGCAAGUGUUACUUUUGUUGGAGAAUAUUGUCUGUCUUUUUGGAGAUGCGGCCAAGUGAACCACUGCAGGAUAAGAUCUAAACAGGAUAAACAACAAACGAAGUUUUAUCUAAUGGACUCGAAAUAUUUCGAUAGUCUAUACAGUUUGAUUACUUACUACCGAUCCAAUCCGUUAGUGACUGCAGAAUUUGCAAUAACUCUACAGGAACCCGUUCCUCAACCGAAAAAGCACGAAACUGAGGUGUGGUACCAUAAAAAUACUGGGAAGUUGCAAGCCGAGGAAAUUUUGAAGAGGGUAAAAACUGAAGGUGCUUUCAUAGUGAGACCUAGCGAAAAUGACUCAAAUUGUUUCACCAUAAGUUUCAGAGCUGAUAAAAAAAUCAAGCACUGCAGAAUAAAACUAGAAGGCCGCCUGUACACUAUUGGAAAUGUCGAAUUUGAAAGUCUUGUUGAACUGAUAAAUUAUUAUGAGAAUCAUCCACUCUACAGAAAGGUCAAGUUAACAUAUGCUAUAAGUGAAGACGCAGUAAGAAGAAUGUCCUCGGAUCUCCAGGAAUCUCCGGUCUAUAAUAGCACCCCAUCAUACAUGGAUCCGAGCGCAUUUGUCCCCCCAAAAAUAAACGUGAAGGCUCUCUAUGAUUACAGAGCGCAAAGACCAGAUGAACUGUCUUUUUGUAAACAUGCCAUCAUCAAUAACGUUACGAAGCCUGAAAACAGCCUCGGCUGGUGGCGAGGUGAUUAUGGGGGUAUGAAGCAAUUAUUUUUUCCUGCUAAUUACGUUGUGGAGAUCGACGAUCAACAAGAAUCAGACGAUGGGUCAAUGUUACAAGGUCAUUUGGAUAUGAGUGGAGCUGUAGUGGAUCUACUUCAGAACCCCGAUAGAGUAGGCUUGGAAUGGGUUCUCAGAAUUGUCACUUCCACAGCAUGCACGCCUUUUGAAGUUGCAGUUCACUCGAAGGAAUUGGCUUUAGAAUGGUUACUGAACAUAAGGGAAGUUGCGCAGAGGGCAUGUGCCCUAGAAACGCAUCACAAACAGAUGGAAAAGGCGUGCAGAAUAGCCAAGGAAAUGUCAAAUUUGAUAAUUUACUGUCGGUCUGUUGCGUUCAAUUUGGAGAGGGCUCGAACUACCCCAUUCAUUCACAAUGAGAUGUCAUCGUUUCCAGAAAACAAGGCAGAAAAGCUCAUUUGCCAACAAGAAAGGCAUUUUUUCCUCAGGUACCAUCAGCACCAAUUUUCUCGCGUGUAUCCAAAAGGCCAAAGAAUCGACUCGUCUAAUUACAGCCCGGUCAACCUGUGGAACUGCGGUUCCCAGAUGGUAGCUUUGAACUUCCAGACCGGUGACAAGGCUAUGCAACUGAACCAAGCGAAAUUCAGGGAUAAUGGAUUUUGCGGCUAUCUGCUGAAACCAGACGUCAUGUUCAGGACAGACUUCGAUCCCUUCGAUAAGACGUCAUUGGUCGGGGUGGAGCCUUUACGGAUUUCGAUCAGGGUCAUUGCUGCUCGUCAUCUGAAUAGGUCCAAGAAAGGCACUGCCAGUCCUUUCGUUGAAAUCGAGGUACAGGGUGCGCCAUACGACAGCGGCGUCAAAUUAAUCACGAAACCUGUUGCUGAUAAUGGUUUCAACCCAAUUUGGUUGAACGAAUCCUGUGACUUUGUGGUGUUGAAUCCUCACUUUGCCCUCCUCAGAUUCCUUGUGCAAGAUGAGGAUGUUUUUGGAGAACCAAAUUUCAUUGGACAAGCUACAUAUCCGGUCUUAUGUUUGCGGACUGGCUACAGGAGUGUAUGGCUGAAAAAUACUUUUAGUGAAGACUUGGAACUUGCAUCUCUCUUGAUAAAUAUACGUAUAAAACCGAGUUCUCAACAUUUGCAGAUUUGCGGGUCCCGAAAUAUACAAAAUUCGUCUGUUAGGAGAAAAAAAAGGAAUUGCUGUAACAUCUCUUGAAAUUUAAUAGUUUUUUUUCGUGAUUUUGUUUUAGUCAGUAAUGUUAAGAAUAUAGAGUGAACAAACAGACAUAUGAAAACUUUAAAUUAUGCUGAAUACCAAAGAGUGGAAAAUCAGUCCUUGAAUUUUUGUAUAAGAGUUGGGCAAAAUUAUUUUCUUCCUGCAUAACAUAAUUGGACAUACUUGUACAUA
Coccinella septempunctata (seven-spotted ladybird) is the source of this 4109-nucleotide messenger RNA. It is a transcript of the gene sl, whose product is annotated as 1-phosphatidylinositol 4,5-bisphosphate phosphodiesterase gamma-1. Gene Ontology annotation, biological process: phosphatidylinositol-mediated signaling; positive regulation of epithelial cell migration; phospholipid catabolic process. The transcript has 18 exons. Gene Ontology annotation, molecular function: phosphatidylinositol-4,5-bisphosphate phospholipase C activity; protein binding. Lineage: Eukaryota; Metazoa; Arthropoda; Insecta; Coleoptera; Coccinellidae. The record is from RefSeq and is a predicted model, not a curated record. Bases 228 to 3917 code for a protein of 1229 amino acids.